AUGGGUUCAAUCGCUGUCUCUCAGGACAGCCUCCCGUACGCUGGCCCCAAGGCGGCUAAGCAGAAGGCAGUUAAGUCAGUCGGCAAGCAUGGCGUUGACAUCAUUGAUGUUCGACGAGUUGCGGUUGAAACAAACUUGAAAGACGACAUCCUCUCCAUGUGGAACCCCACAAACGGACCCCGGAGGCUCCCAACCUUGCUGCUCUACAACGAACGGGGCCUGCAGUUGUUCGAGGAUAUCACAUAUCUCGAAGAAUAUUACCUCACCAACAAUGAGAUUGAAGUUCUGAACCGUUCCUCGAGAGAGAUUGCGCAGAACAUAUCGCCGGAGUCUAUGGUCAUUGACAAUCUUCGCAAAAUGGGGAUUCUGUUGCAGGCUUUCGAGGAUGCCGGGAAGAAGAUCGACUAUUACGCCCUGGACCUCUCACGCGAAGAGUUGGAGCGCACCUUGGCGCAAUUGCCUGAGUUUCGACACGUUCAAUGCCACGGACUGCUGGGUACCUACGAUGAUGGUCGAGAGUGGUUGAAAAAGCCCUUCAACUUGGCCCGCCCCAAGUGCAUUGUGAGCCUUGGAUCUAGUAUCGGUGGGCACUCCUCAAAGGAGCUGUUCAUCCUCAAUGGACUUACCAAUGCGAACGAGAUUCUCGGCCAAGAAGCUUUCAAGCUCAAAGAUUGGGAGGUCAUUGGAGAGUAUGUCUACGACGAUGAGGGUGGCCGCCAUCAGGCUUUCUUCUCUCCAGUCCGAGACACAUACGUUUUGGGUACUCUAAUCAGGCAGCAUGAGCGAAUCCAGGUCGAGCAGAGCCUGAAGUACUCCCAACGUGGAGCCGAAAACCUCUGGAGCAUGGCAGGUCUGAUCGAGACCGGCCGUUGGACCAAGGGCGAUGAGCAUGGAUUACACAUGAUCUCGAAGAGAAAGAUGCCUUUCAGCCUGCUCCCCUAUCUCUAUGCAUCUUCUCCCUGUCCUUCGUUGAGCGACUGGGAGGCGUUGUGGACGGCCUGGGACGCCGUUACACAGAGCAUGCUUCCCAGAGAAGAGUUGCUGGAUAAGCCAAUCAAGCUUCGGAACGCCUGCAUCUUCUACCUCGGUCAUAUCCCCGGCUUCUUGGACAUCCAAUUGACAAAGACAACCAAGAAACCAGCCACUGAGCCGGCGCAUUUCCAGCCAAUGUUUGAGCGAGGCAUUGACCCCGAUGUCGACAACCCCGAGAAAUGCCACUCUCACUCCGAGAUUCCGGACGAAUGGCCUGCUGUCGAAGAGAUCAUCGAGUACCAGCGGAGCGUGCGCUCGAGACUCCGAAGUCUUUACAAAGACGGUACCGAUAAUAUUCCCAGGCCAAUUGCACAAGGCAUUUGGGUCGGCUUUGAGCACGAGAUCAUGCACAUGGAGACUCUCCUCUACAUGAUGAUCCAAAGCGACAAGACUCUUCCGCCGCCUGAUGUCGAGCGGCCGGACUUCAAGCGCCUAGCCCAGAAGGCUCACCAGGCACGUGUUGCUAACGAAUGGCACGAUAUUCCCGCUCAGUCCAUCAAGGUCGGCAUGGACGAGCCUGCACUUGAUGCCGGCAUCAACGGCUACUUUGGGUGGGACAAUGAGAAACCGUCCAGAAGAGUCGAUGUUCACUCAUUCCAGGCCAAGGGUCGGCCGAUCACUAAUGAGGAGAAGUACGCACAAUACAUGUUCGAGAACCACAUCGAGCAGGUUCCCGCUUCUUGGGCUGAUGUUCAUGCCUCGGAGUCCGACACCAAGACGAACGGUCACACGAACGGCUUCGGCAACGGCCACUCCAAUGGACACACUAACGGUCACACCAACGGACACGCCAACGGACAUGCUAACGGACACACAAAUGGUCACGUCAAUGGGAACACAAACGGUGCGAAGAAUGGCGUCAAUGGCGUCAACGGUCACAGAAACGUUUCUCUACCCGAUUCGUUCCUCGAGGGCAUGGCUGUUCGCACAGUCUACGGUCUUGUGCCGCUCAAGUAUGCUCUGGACUGGCCCAUCUUCGCAUCUUACGAUGAGCUGUCCGGUUGCGCCGCAUGGAUGGGCGGUCGUAUGCCAAGCUUCGAGGAGGCCCGAAGCAUUUACACAUACGUCCACAACCUGAAGAAGAUGGAAGCUGAGCGCACCCUCGGACGAACGGUUCCGGCAGUUAACGGACAUCUCUCCAACGACGGUGUUGAGGAGACACCCCCAAAGCUUGCCUCCCUCGAGGCCGAGAAGGUUCGCUCUGAACUCUUCAUGGACCUCGACGGCGCCAAUGUUGGCUUCCAACAUUGGCAUCCCGUCCCCGUGACGGCCAAUGGCGGUCGUCUCGCGGGACAAGGCGAGCUCGGUGGCGUCUGGGAGUGGACCAGCACGCCCCUUGCUCGGCAUGAAGGCUUUGAGCCCAUGCCUUUGUAUCCCCAGUACACUGCCGACUUUUUCGAUGGCAAGCACAACAUCGUUCUCGGCGGCUCUUGGGCUACUCACCCGAUCAUCGCUGGACGCCGAUCCUUUGUCAACUGGUAUCAGCGCAACUACCCCUAUGCCUGGGCCGGUGCCCGUAUUGUGAGGGACAUUAAAUAA
Colletotrichum chrysophilum is the source of this 2571-nucleotide messenger RNA. RefSeq lists its product as uncharacterized. The transcript is spliced from 10 exons. The coding region runs from base 1 to 2571 and encodes 856 amino acids. The record is from RefSeq and is a predicted model, not a curated record. Lineage: Eukaryota; Fungi; Ascomycota; Sordariomycetes; Glomerellales; Glomerellaceae.